CGCCUCAACGAGACAGCAGAGCCCGCUCCCGCCGCCCUGGUCUCUGCUGCCGGCCUCGGGGACGCGGGGUCCGGGCCCCGCGGUGGCCGCGCCGCUGCCGGUGGGCACGGCCCCCGGAACCCCCACCAGGCACCAUGGACUGGAAGACCCUGCAGGCCCUGCUGAGUGGCGUGAACAAGUACUCCACGGCGUUCGGGCGCAUCUGGCUGUCGGUGGUGUUCGUCUUCCGGGUGCUGGUGUACGUGGUGGCCGCAGAGCGCGUGUGGGGGGACGAGCAGAAGGACUUUGACUGCAACACCAAGCAGCCGGGCUGCACCAACGUCUGCUACGACAACUUCUUCCCCAUCUCCAACAUCCGCCUCUGGGCCCUGCAGCUCAUCUUCGUCACGUGCCCCUCGCUGCUUGUCAUCCUGCAUGUGGCCUACCGCGAGGAGCGCGAGCGGCGCCACCGGCAAAAGCACGGCGACCAGUGCGCCAAGCUGUACAGCGACACCGGGAAGAAGCACGGCGGCCUGUGGUGGACCUACCUGCUCAGCCUCGUCUUCAAGCUGAUCAUCGAGUUCCUCUUCCUGUACGUGCUGCACACGCUGUGGCACGGCUUUGGCAUGCCGCGCCUGGUGCAGUGCGCCAACGUGGCCCCCUGCCCCAACGUGGUGGACUGUUACAUCGCCCGGCCCACCGAGAAGAAGGUCUUCACCUACUUCAUGGUGGGCGCCUCAGCCGUCUGCAUUGUGCUCACCAUCUGCGAGAUCUGCUACCUCAUCUUCCACCGGCUCCUGAAAGUCCUGCAGAGGAACCGGCCCUCCAAGGGCCGCAGCCCCCCAGCCUCCACCAGACGGGCCUCCACCUGCCACUGCCACCAUAAGCUCUUGGAGGCUGGGGACCUGGAGCCUGAAGCCAACGAUGCUAAGCUGCAGGCUUCGGCCCCCAAGCUGAGUGCCAUCUAACCACGGGCUGGGCACAGCCGGCGGGGGGUGGGGGUGGUGCUGGAGGGUGUCGGGGCCGUCCAGGUGCUGGGUGUCUCCUCUGCCAGUGCACCCAGGUCCAGGUAACUUGCCAGGUGCAGAGCCAGCUCUGGGGGAGACUGCCACACAAGCAAACUAACUGUAUGCUACAAGCCUUACACGCAAGCCUGGGGAUGCUUGGGAACUCACCAGGGAGCGGUGCCCAAGCCAGGCUUCCCUGAGGAGGCAGCACGGGAGAAAAGUGAGCUGUGCUCCAAGCAGAGGCCCCCCGGGUCACACAGAAGCUUGCCCUGAGCUGGGUACCGACAAAGGGAAUCUUCAACGCCGGGCAGGAGCCCCUCCCCGGUUCCCAGGGUGGGAGGGAGGUCUUCUCCCCGCAGCAGCUCUGCUCCACCCGAGGGGCUCCUAGUGGAAGCCCCACAGCCAGGCCACCGUGCUCUCCUCUUCCCCCCCAAAAUGUGCGCAGCUGGGCGCUGCCCUGCUCUGGGGAAUUCAGGUGGAGGCGCUUGCUGCAGAUGGGGACCUGCACGGGGAGGAAGUUUCCUUGAAAUCAAUAAAGACUUGUUUUC
Messenger RNA from Lepus europaeus (European hare), 1534 nucleotides. It is a transcript of the gene GJB3, whose product is annotated as gap junction protein beta 3. The coding region runs from base 135 to 947 and encodes 270 amino acids. The transcript has 2 exons. Gene Ontology annotation, biological process: cell communication. Gene Ontology annotation, cellular component: connexin complex. Lineage: Eukaryota; Metazoa; Chordata; Mammalia; Lagomorpha; Leporidae. The record is from RefSeq and is a predicted model, not a curated record.